Messenger RNA from Trichoplusia ni (cabbage looper), 5888 nucleotides. RefSeq names its product microtubule-associated protein 1A-like. Gene Ontology annotation, biological process: protein dephosphorylation. Gene Ontology annotation, molecular function: cation binding; protein serine/threonine phosphatase activity. The record is from RefSeq and is a predicted model, not a curated record. The transcript is spliced from 16 exons. Lineage: Eukaryota; Metazoa; Arthropoda; Insecta; Lepidoptera; Noctuidae. Bases 302 to 5722 code for a protein of 1806 amino acids. Gene Ontology annotation, cellular component: cytosol; nucleus.
AAUGGUAAAUGGGAUGUGACAAGACAACAAGAGCGGAGAAUUACAGCGAGAUGUGAUUUUUAUGUUUUGAUUCAUAAAUAAACUUGAGAUUAGUGCAAAUAGUAAUAUAAGUGGAACCUGUUAUGUGUUAUCAUAUAAUGUUUUUGUGAAAAAGUGCUUAGUAUUAACUAAAUAAUAGUAUUUCAUAAGAGGACUUCGAUUUUUGCUCCAGUUUAGCUUGUAAUUCUUUACAAGUGUUUGUUGAUAGCCUAUUUUAAACGAUACAUUUAGUUCCUUUCUAAAUUCGAACGAACUAUCGAAAAUGGGAGAAAAAGAGGAUUAUUUGACGUCGUACCGUGUGUUUUUCGAAAAUUUUGCCGCUACUGUAAACCCGGAGGACCAGUUGCCUGUGAACAUAGCUGGGUACACGAUCACCGAGGCUGAACUAGCCGGCGAAGUUCUGUACUGGACAACUCAGUACUUGAGUGAAAAACAAUGUCCGGCGACACUGAUGACGCCGCUGCGCCGGAUCAUACUUGACGAGGUGCAAGUCGCAUCUAAGAAGCAGCCCAAUGAGUUUGGGUACAAAUCUGACGACUCAGUGUAUAUAGCCCUCCGCCUGAUGCAGGCAGUAACAGCCCGUGUGAACGACGUCUGCCUCCGGUACCUGGACAACUCCCGGUUGGACACGCUGCCACCACCGCCGCCGCCAGAUCAGCGCGACCUCAAGACAGUGUCCUGUGCCACUAAGAACUCGCGAAGAGUUAUGGAAGACAGACAUGUGGAGAUUGGGAACUUAGAGGCUCUAUUUGGUAUUGAGACAACAGAGCCGACAAGUUUCUACGCGGUGUACGACGGUCACGCGGGCUCGGCGGCGGCCACGUACUGCGCCGCGCACCUGCACCAGUACCUGGUGGAGAGUCCGCACUACCGCUCCGACCUGCGCCGCGCCAUGCGGGACGCCUUCCUCAGGACCGACGCCGACUUCAUCAGGAAGAGCAAUCAGGAGCGAGCAUGCGGCGGCAGCACGGCGGUGGCGGUGGCGCUGCGCGGGCGGCGGCUGCUGGCGGCGUGGGCGGGGGACUCGCUGGCGCUGCUGGCCAAGCGCAUGCGCCUCAUGCAGCUCGUGCGCCCGCACAAGCCCGACCGACAGGACGAAAGAGACAGAAUAGAGUCUUCAGGUGGCGCAGUGAUGUACUGGGGCACGUGGCGAGUUAACGGACAACUGGCUGUCUCGCGAGCUAUUGGUGAUGCACAAUACAAACCAUACGUGACGGCGCGUCCUGAAAUCGUGACCGUCGAAAUGGAUGGAGACGAGGACUUCGUGGUGGUGGCGUGUGACGGACUGUGGGACUUUGUCAGUGAAGACGAUGUUGCGUUGGCUGUCUACAGACAAGUGGCGGCGGAUCCCGAUGACUUGAAGGCGGUGACAAAGCGUCUGAUCGUGCAGGCAAAGAGGCAGGGUUCCGCGGACAACAUCUCCAUAAUCGUGGUGUUCCUGAAGGACCCGCGUGACAUAGCCGCUGACAAUCGCCCGCCCAUGGAUCUUGGGCUGGACAACGCGAUGAUGAACGCUCCGCCGUUCACCAUCGAAACGGAGGCGUGCAGGCGGCAGGAGGACGCAGCCGCGGCCGCUGCAGGCGCCGAGGCCGAGGACUGCGCGGAGGCUGAGGCGGAGGCCGAAGUCGGCAACGGUGUGGACAACUCUGACAGCGAUAGCGAGGACCUCGGCCCCGAGACCGCCGUCGACGUCGAUGCUGAUGACGUCGACGCGGAUGCGAGGAGCCAGGAGCCACAGCCACCUACUCCACCGGCACAUGCUGUGGAGGUGGGCCACGUCGACGGUUCUGUGGCGGAUAAUGUAGCUGAGAGCGGCGAAGACUCCGAAGACGAGUGGAACUAUUACAAAGGCGAGGGCGAGCGCGAGGAACACAAUCCUAGCGAGGAGCCCGACGAGCUUCCGCGCUCAGAGACGCCCUGCCAGGAUAAUUCGGCUUGGGAAAGCAGCUCAGUAGACAUGAACAGCUCACCGCUGAACCCCGAUGCCCCGGUGUUCAUCCCCGGGGGUGUGGCCGGUGCAGAUGUUCUGCUCGCAGAAUCUCCACGCAAACCGAUGCCGAUGGACGACAUAGAACUACCUGAUGAGGCACAGUUUGACACGGGAGCCGUUGUAAGGCCCGCAGAGUUACUAGACUUGGAUAACUGUGAUCAGCUUAAUGGCCAUCAUAAUGUAUCACUAGACGAAGCUGUUAAAGAGCACUUGAAUGGGAAUGAUAAGUGUAACAUGGACAGUUUGGGCUUUGGAUUCAAUGUUGGCAUUGAACCUGACAAAGUCAAGGAUAGUGGCCUCAUACAGGACUUCGAGAGAAUACAGAAAGAUACCACAGACUUUUGUAAUAUUCAGGUAUUCCAGACACACGCAGAGACUAAUCCUUUCGCUGUGGAAGGUAAUGACGAACUAUUUGAAAGGCUCAAAAAUAAGGAAAGAGAUCCAAUGAGUAUGAGCUUUUACCAAGAGAAAGAUGAUGACACGUGUGAGAGACUUGCUAAACACGAACCACACGUGGACCUCAACGCCGUUCAGCCAUUACCCGACAGCGAUGAUGAGGACAUACAGCUAAAUGGCGUCUCUGAAAAUAUUCAUGAAAAUGAAAAAGAAAACAUUAGUCCAGAACAACACACAGACUUGUUUGGAUCAGAGAGAGAUCUUCAAGAACCAAACAAUGACAUCAUUAGGUUUGAUGACAGGCCUGGUGUCCUCGCACAAAAUCUUGAUCAUUUCGAACAAGGAGAUAACUUCGUAGAUUAUAAUGUUAGCAGUACCAACAACAUUGAAAGUUAUACAAAUAUUGAAUUUGAAUCAAGCAACAUCAACCAAGAAACUGUAAUGCAAACAGACACCCCUGAAUCUCAUAAGUUACUAUUUGAACAAAUUCCUGAAAUACCUGAUGGCAAGAGUUCUGAAUUAGGUUUUACAAAUGAUGAAGGGCAAGACCCUUCAGAGAGUGAGAAAGAUGUGAGACCUUUCACUCCUCAAGAUGAAACAUCUCAAGACAUAGAAAUGGAAAGUAAAUUAGAAGAUUCACCAAGCAAUGAAAUAGCGCCCCAGUUGAUAGUUGAUGACGUUAAAGAUGAAGAACAAAUGGAAUCUCAUGAAAUGCUUGAAUCUGAUCAAGUUCCCUCUCCUCUGCCUACAGACGUGCAACAGGCAAUUUCAACUGAACAGUUGUCAGUAUCUCCUUCACCUCUUCAGGGAACAAAAUUGGAAGAAACCACAACACCGGAACCCGAACUAGUUGAUGAAGGUAUUGCGGUAGAAAAAGAAGACAGUCAACCAACUUCAGAAUCACAAGAUGAGAAUGUGGAAUCACAAGAUGAACAAGUGGACAUUGGUGUCAAGUCUGUAAGUGAUAUCACUGAGAAUAUAGAGGCAGUGGUAGCUGAAAUCGAUUCAGUACUUGAGGCACCCGAAAUUAAAUUUGACGCCGAAGAGCUGACUAAUGAGAUUUCCAAUAUUGUUGCGGAAGAAUUGGCAGCCGAGUCUCCUCUGCCGGCCAAGUCUCCUCUACCAGUGGACACUCUACUGCCCAGUGAGUCGCCAUUACCGACCGAGUCUCCACUUCCUACCGAGUCUCCACUUCCUACCGAAUCUCCUUUGCCUAGCGAAUCACAUUUGCCAAAAGAGGAGGAAUUAGUUCGGGACUCACCGCUACCAACAGAGUCCCUUCCAACAGAAUCUAUACCAGAAGAUACACUUUUGCAGGCUGAGACGAUACAAAUGAGAGAGUCACCGCUACUGACUGAUGAUAUUCCUUCAAAAGUUUCUCCAUUCCCGACUGAAACUGACGUUCCAACAGAGUCCCCACUUCCUAUCGAGUCUGAAGUGCCAAAAGAAUCCCCACUGCCAAUUGAGUCGGAACAGCUAGGGGAGUCUCCAUUGCCGCUAGCAGAUACUCUACAGCCUGCUGAAUCACAGUUUCUGGCAAGAUCUCCACUUCCUCAAGAAUCAGACUUGUUGCGUGAGUCCCCAUUACCGGCCAAAUCUCCACUGCCUACUGAGACUUUGUUGAAUAGCGAGUCUCAAGUGCCGAGCCAGUCGCCGUUGCCAGUGCAAUCUCCGAUUCCUACGGAGUCGUCCCCGUUGCCAGUCGAAGCAGAACAGCCAAAACCGAUCGAACCCGAACACUCGCUAGAAACCACCGCAGAUUCUGUGCUGGCGGUAAGCGAGCCGGCCGAGUCCCCUCUGCCAGCGGAUGUACCGCUGCCGCGCGAGUCGCCGCUGCCGCUGGAGUCCCCCGUGCCCGCCGCCCCGCUGGCCGCCUCGCCCGCCCCCGCGCCCGCGCCCGCCCCCGCGCCCGCCCCCGAGCCCGCCGCCGAGCUCGCCUCCGCGCCGCCUGCGGAGCUACAGGAGCGCCUCGCCUCCCCCGAGCCCGAGGCCCGCGUGCCCACGCCGCUCGCCGCCGCGCCCGCACCCGACCUACUGUCCGACCAGCCUGCGCCGCACUCGCGGGUCGAACUCGUCACCGAUGUCGACAUUGGUAUCCCAGAAUCGAGAGCUCAAGAAAUCUGCGUUCCUGUCACCAGUGAAAUUCAGUUAGAAGAGGCCGUUCAGCCGCCCGCCGCCGCUACCCCGCCUCCCACCCCUGCUGUGGAGCCUCCUGCACCCGCCGUGGACGCCGCGCCUCUCAAUGACACGCCCAUCGCCGCCGACGCUACAGUCGCGGCCGCCGCCGUCGUCGCUGCGGGAGCUGCAGUCGCCGCGGGGGUAGCCGCAGCCAAGGCUAAACCUUCCGUCACAAAGAAAUCACCGACUACCCCGACCGCCAAGUCCGACUCACGGACGCCGAGAGCUGCACCCAAAUCUGCUACAGCCGCACGCACGCCCACUUCCACAACUCCGGCCCCUAUCAAGAGGCCGAGCACCGCCUCGGCCGCGGCUCGCACGCCUACAAGCAAGGCGCCUACCCCCGCCGCCAAGGUGCCGUCGGCGACCAAGGCCACCCCGGCGGCCAAGCCCGCCACGCCCGGAGCGCGCGCCCCCGCGCCCGCCCGCAGCAGCGCGCCCGCCGCCAAGCCGACCCCCCCGGCCAAGGCGCCCGUGGCCGCGCGCUCGUCGCUCGCCGCCAAGCCCGCGGCGCCCAAGCCCGCGCCGGCUGUCGCCCGCGCCGCGCCCGCCACGCGCGCUGCGCCCGCGCCCCGGCCCGCCGCCGCGCGCCCCACGGCCCUGCGCUCGGAGCCGGCCGCCAAGCCCGCGGCCAAGCCUGCGCCGCGCCCCGCCGCGCCGGCCGCGCGCCCUCAGCCCAAGCCAGCUGACAGGAAGCCGCUAGCCAACGGCGACGCUAAGGACAGCAAGCCUGCCGCGCGGCCCGCCACCCGGCCGACGCCCGCCGCCGCUCGGCCCGCGCCCCCGGCCUCAGCGCGCCCAGCGCCGCGCCCCACGCCGCGCGCCCCCGCCGCUCCCGCUGCUCCCGCCUCCAGGCCGAGCGCACCGAAGCCUGCACCGCGCGCCCCAUUAGACAAACAGAGUAAGGACCUCGCUAAUAAACGCAUCACCGCAAAGGCUGCACCGCCCCGGACCGUUCCCCCUAAGACGGCCACUGGCCUGAAGAAGGCCGUGCCCAAGAAGAAUGUGGAUGUGAAGAAGGAGGUGGUGUCUAACGGGCUGUCGAACGGCGCGGCGCUGGGCAAGGCGCCGCCGAGCCCGCCGGCCGAGGGCGCGCUGCUGCCGGACGUCAUCGCGUAGGCGCCGCUCAUGAUUCCUAUUAUUUCCGCUUGAAUUUUGUGAUUUUCUAUAAGUGUAUGAUAGUUUUAACGUCGCUCGUGGCGGCGAGUCGUUAGGUGCGGGACUCUGCUCCCACUUUUAUAUUAUAGAGUCGCUUUUUAUAGACUUGUAUGUUGCAGGUUCGUGG